AUGACUGCUCACAUUGGCCUGUCUGCGCAGCACGUCGUUGACAGCCUCGGCCAUCCAGAUGGAGCCUCGCGACCUCCCGUGUCCGCCGAGUCCCUGUCGCGUGCCAGCGAGCUGCUUCAGUCCAACCACGACACAUGGCACAUUUUCUUCCGGGAGGCGACGGGCCACAACCACAUGGCCCAUAGUAUUCUGACCGCGUUGGCUCUUGGUGCUUCUCCCUCGGAGCUCGAGCGCGCCUACACCGACACCGAGGCCAUUCAACGCCCGAUUCCCGCGGUAGACCCGAUGAUCCUCACUCGGCUAGACGCGGACCCGCAGGCCCUGGAGUCCCUGCUGGGUUGGUCCGACUUGUACAGCACCUUCCUCACCUACUUUCAAUCCCAGAUUGACCGCCACGGGUGGCAAUCCGUGGUCACCACGUACGUCUUCUCCGAGACGCCGCUGGCGGAGAAGCUCCUGAUCAAGCUGUACGAGGGGAUGUACCACUCUCUCAUCCACCUGGGGCUGGGAAUCGAGUUCGGCCAACCGGGCAUCAUCGCCGAGGCGCUGGCCCAGGCCGCUGCCCACGAAGACGGACACAUUGACAAACUUCUGCUCGGGGUCGAGGCGGCGAUCGCUGCCAAGGACGACACCCGGACAGAGACGACGGUACCCAAGUCACUUGUGCAGCUCGUUGACGAAGUGCGCAGCCAUCCCCGCAUCUGGGCGGACUUGCGCUUCGGUGACCGGUGGAAUCGCAUGCGUGACAGCAUCAUGGACCGGGCGGCGGACGAGCUGAUCCCUAUCGCGGCGCAGUUCCGCAUUCCGGCGUCGGGGAUGAUGAUGAUGGCCGGGGAGCAUGCAGACCUACUAACAAUACGUACGGCUGAGAUGGCCAGCACUGCCGCUUACCUGGCCGGGGCGAGCCAGUCGGCGCGGCGCCCCCGCAAGAUCGACUUCUUUCUGAUGCACACGGUGACCGCGUCGCUCUUCUUUAGCGUCUUUAAUGCCCAGGAGUGGAUUCCGCGAGCUAUGCGGGUUCGCCUGGUUGAGUGGAAGGGUCGGCUGGACCUGGCUUUCUACGCCUUCUGCAAGUCCCCGGAGUUAGAUGCCUGCGUAAUCUCCGACUACUCAGAUGAUUUUACCCGUGAUAUGGACUGGGCGGCCUUGUACGCUGCGGUGAACCAAGAGCAUGACGACGGGCAUGUCGCCAAGUUCAUGCGCGCCCUGCGUCACGCCGAACGGUUGAGCCGGCCCUACGAGCAGCAUCCGGUGUGGGCGGAGCACUUCCCUGUGAAGGGGAACAUGUGGAUCAAGCUGGCCCGCAUGGCCCUGGAGACCACCCGCCAUUCACCUCCGGACUUCAAGUGGAUCAUGGGCACGGGCUUUGAUGAGGCCUGGGAACGGCCGGAUCUGAAGUUGGCUGAGAAUAGGGGCCAGCAGGGGCAAUCCGUACCCUGA
Aspergillus aculeatus ATCC 16872 is the source of this 1440-nucleotide messenger RNA. Its product is annotated as questin oxidase family protein. The transcript has a single exon. Bases 1 to 1440 code for a protein of 479 amino acids. The record is from RefSeq and is a predicted model, not a curated record. NCBI's taxonomy places the organism in Eukaryota, Fungi, Ascomycota, Eurotiomycetes, Eurotiales, Aspergillaceae. Gene Ontology annotation, molecular function: oxidoreductase activity.